CGCCGCGCUCCGUCCGCCGUCUCUGCCCCCGCGAACCUGAUCUCAAGAUGGCAGCGCCCAGCGGAAGAAGGAAUGGCAGCGGCGGCGCGAACUUGUGGGUCUCGCUGCUCCUGGCGGCCGUGGCGCUGAGGCCGGUGGAGACGGUGUCCGAGCCCACGACGGUGGCGUUUGACGUGCGGCCUGGCGGCGUGGUGCAUUCUUUCUCCCAGAACGUGGGCCCUGGGGACAAAUAUACCUGUGUGUUCACCUAUGCAUCUCAAGGAGGGACCAAUGAGAAGUGGCAGAUGAGUCUGGGGACCAGCGAAGACCACCAGCACUUCACCUGCACCAUCUGGAGGCCCCAGGGCAAGUCCUACCUGUACUUCACGCAGUUUAAGGCAGAGGUGCAGGGCGCCGAGAUCGAGUACGGCAUGGCCUACUCAAAAGCUGCUUUUGAGAAAGAGAGCGACGUUCCCUUGAAAAAUGAGGAGUUUGAGGUGACCAAAACAGCAGUGUUCCACAGGCCUGGGGCCUUCAAGGCUGAGCUGUCCAAGCUGGUGAUCGUGGCCAAGGCAACACGCAGCGAACUGUGACCUAAAGCCCCUCUGAGGGCAGCUUUUCCUCCUCUCCCCGCAAGGAGCUGGACCCCAAGAAGGCCCAGUACUUGUUUUCUAGGUUGGAUUGAGGGGCUCUUGGUUUUCUGUCCCAGCUGAUGUUGCCCUGUUUGGAGGACAGCUAAGGCCCCAGAAUGGAGUCUCGAGGGCUAGGACGCACCUGGCGCCCACCUUCCCUCACCCCGAAGAUUGUGGGUCUGAGACCCACUGUUCUUCUCAUCAGAAGAGGCAUCAGAACACAUGGCCAGGGGGCAGUGGGGCAUCUCCCUGGGAUCAUGGCUUUUCUGAAGCCAGGGCAUCCCCUCCUCCCCGCUGGGAUCAGGCCAGGCUCCAGGAUGUUCUGCGGGGGAGCCCCCCACUGCCUGAGACCCCACACCAGCCGCCUUCUUCUCACUCCCCAGGGGACCAACUUUCACACUGGGCAGAAAUGAAAUGUUCUUUCAUAUUUAAAUAAAUAAGACAACUAAAAAGCA
Messenger RNA from Budorcas taxicolor (takin), 1066 nucleotides. It is a transcript of the gene MYDGF, whose product is annotated as myeloid derived growth factor. The transcript is spliced from 6 exons. The record is from RefSeq and is a predicted model, not a curated record. Lineage: Eukaryota; Metazoa; Chordata; Mammalia; Artiodactyla; Bovidae. Gene Ontology annotation, biological process: positive regulation of angiogenesis; positive regulation of endothelial cell proliferation. Bases 48 to 572 code for a protein of 174 amino acids.